Messenger RNA from Fusarium keratoplasticum, 1116 nucleotides. RefSeq names its product MR-MLE domain-containing protein. The coding region runs from base 1 to 1116 and encodes 371 amino acids. The transcript has a single exon. Lineage: Eukaryota; Fungi; Ascomycota; Sordariomycetes; Hypocreales; Nectriaceae. The record is from RefSeq and is a predicted model, not a curated record.
AUGACUGAGCUUAAGAUUGCCCGCAUCGACGUCUUCCAAGUAGACCUGCCUUACUCGGGCGGUGUGUACCACCUCUCCGGUGGCCGGACUUACACGAGCUUUGACGGCACCAUCGUGCGUAUCACCACCCAGAACGGAAUCCAGGGCUGGGGCGAGAGUACUCCUUUCGGGUCCAACUUUAUUGCCUCUCACGCCUUGGGCGUUAGGGCUGGCAUCGCCGAGAUUGCUCCUCAUUUAAUCGGCCUCGACCCAAGAAAUGUGGACCGUAUCAACGAUGCGAUGGACGCUGCACUGCUUGGCAAUGAAACCGCCAAAGCGGCCAUCGACGUCGCCUGCUGGGACGUGUUCGGAAAGUCAGUUGGGCUCCCUGUCUGUCAGCUUCUGGGCGGCAGUACAGGUGAUAAGCUGCCACUUCUGCUCUCUGUUCCUGUCGCCAACGCCGAGGACACGCGUCAGCUCGUGGCCGACGUACGCGCACAGGGAUACAAGGGAUUCUCUGUCAAGAUUGGGCAAGACCCUGAGUCAGACGCUGAGAGAAUCAAGGCAGCUCUAGCCGAUAAGAAACGGGGUGAAUACUUCACCAUCGACGCCAACAGUGGAUUAACCGUCGAGACUGCCUUGAGGACCCUACGACUGCUGCCAGAGGCACUGGACUUUGUCUUGGAGGCCCCUUGCGCCACUUGGAGGGAGACCAUGUCUCUUCGCCGUCGGACCAGCAUUCCAUUUCUCAUUGACGAGCUCUUGUUGAACGAGGCGGCGGCUUCACAGAUUGUUGCCUCUGACGCGGGAGAAGCAAUCAAUCUCAAGGUCUCCAAGGUCGGCGGACUCACCCGAUGUCGCCGAAUUCGCGACAUCUGUCUGGCCUCGGGUAUCACGAUUUCCGUCCAGGAGACGUGUGGUUCGGACAUCUCGUUCGCAGCCAUCAUCCAUCUAUCGCAGACCAUCCCUAGCCGCAUGCUCAGACCUAUCCUUCACAGCAGCCAGAUGGUUAUACCCAAGACGGCCGAUUGCGCUUUCGAGAUUCAUGACGGGUUUGUCGAGGCGCCGAACACGCCGGGGCUUGGGGUGACUCCUCGGUUGGAUGUGCUUGGGGAACCAGUUGCGACCUACCAGUAG